AGAAGCUGAGGAAAAAGUGAAGGAGGGAUAUGAUGGAGAAAAGCAGGCCCCAACACCCCAACAGCCUCUGUGACCCAGCAAGAAGCCCUCCGUGUCCCUCUACCUACCUCACCUGCAGCAGACAAAGCCAAGGACAUGCAUACAACACCAAGAACACCUGCUAUGCAACGUUUCCACAACACCCUCUCUUUAGUUGAAGCAGAGGUCAUAGAACUCAGAGAGAGCAAGCUUCAAGAGGAUGACACUGUCCAGAAACUAAAAGAAGAGAUGAAACAGUUCAGGGAGGAGAGCAGAGCAUCUAUUGCUAAAUUAGAAAGCAGAAUGGACAAACUGAGUCAGACAAAUGAUGACCUCCGAUACCAUCUGUGCACAACAAGAGAGGAGCUAGAGCAGAGAGAGAGGUACAUUGACACCCUCAACCAGCAGCUAGUCAUUAUGUCCUCUGCAUCUAGAGAACAUCUCCACCAGCUUGGUACAACACAGGCAGAACCUGAGACCAGCAUAACCAGCAUGGCCUCCACCACACAGCCUGAUGACACUGCACCAGCCUCCCAGUCUGCUCCAGCCCAGGUCAACCAACCAGCCUCCCAGUCUGCUCCAGCCCAGGUCAGCCUCCCAGUCUGCUCCAGCACAGUGUGCUCCAGCCCAGGUCAACCUACCAGCCUCCCAGUCUGCUCCAGCCCAGGUCUACUUACCAGCCCCCCAGUCUGCUCCAGCCCAGGUCAGCAUACCAGCCUCCCAGUCUGCUCCAGCCUCCCAGUCUGCUCCACCCAGACAAUCACCCACAACUGCAAUCCUUAUCGAUUCAAAUGGGAAGUUCUUGGUCCAGGAAAGAUUAUUCCCUAGACACCAGGUGUAUAAGUUCUGGUGUCCUACAACUGAGAGUGCAAUGCAGCUACUUAGUCAGACCAGGAUUGACACCCCUGACAACAUCAUCAUCCACACUGGCACAAAUGACCUUCGUGCCAAAGGUGAAAAUGUAUCUGGGGCAGUGAGAAGAGUGGCAGAGCGGGCACAGGCUAUGUUCCCAACAACCAAAAUAGUUGUGUCCACCCUCCUACCAAGAAAAUACUUCCCAGGACAGUUGAUCGACAAAAUAAAUCAACAGAUCACUGUGGACUGUGCCUCACUGCUCAAAACCCAUCACCCCAGCAGCAGAGGCCCCCCGAUCCACUUCUGAAACAACAGUACCCCCACCAUCCCCAGGAGAGAGGAGCCAGAAACUGCUUAAUACAGCACAGCUCUACAAGACCGGGCCCAACACAGCACAGAUUUACCAGACCAGACCCGCCUCAGGACAGCCCUAC
Molecule: messenger RNA, 1307 nt
Organism: Coregonus sp. 'balchen'
Lineage: Eukaryota; Metazoa; Chordata; Actinopteri; Salmoniformes; Salmonidae
Source: the annotation of a GenBank genome assembly